This is a messenger RNA of Diaporthe citri, 1050 nucleotides long. RefSeq lists its product as uncharacterized. The transcript is spliced from 2 exons. NCBI's taxonomy places the organism in Eukaryota, Fungi, Ascomycota, Sordariomycetes, Diaporthales, Diaporthaceae. Bases 1 to 1050 code for a protein of 349 amino acids. The record is from RefSeq and is a predicted model, not a curated record.
AUGGCCAAGAAGGUCCAAUCUCCCCUAGCAACAUUGAUACCGUUCAUUUCAGCCGAGGAGGCUGCUAUGAUGGCGUACCCGCCCGAUGCCAUGCCGGGUGCUCGCGACGUAGACACAUUUUAUGGCUCUAUGCGAGUCUAUGAGUGGGGUCCAGUGGACGGAGAGAAGAUCUUGUUUGUUCAUGGAGAUGCCACUCCUUCCUUGGUCUUUUCCAAGAUUGCCCAAGGCCUCGUGGAUGCUGGAUACCGAGUGAUGCUUUUCGAUCUCUGGGGUCGAGGAUACAGCGAUACGCCACUCGAUUGUCGGCAUGACGUUCGUCUAUUUGCGUCCCAGAUUGUUUUGGCACUCACGUCCUCGCCACUCUCUUGGAUGGGAAACGGCACGAAGUUCUCAAUCAUCGCGUUUUCUCUGGGCGCCCCCAUCUCAUUCGCAUUUGCCGCUGCUUACCCCUCAGCAAUUCAAUCCUUCGUGCUUCUCGGUCCGGCAGGUCUUCUCCGCAAGCUGCCGGAUGGCUAUGAUGACCAACUCAUGCAUCAGCCCGAGCUGGCCCCAUCACCUGAAGCUCUUCGUGAGAAAGUCCGAGAAAUCCUGGAAGUGGAUCCUUCUGGCCCAGCUCUAGACGUUCGGCUGAAUAAGAGGCGAGUGGUGCCAGUGGGGUCAGGCCCUUCCCGGAUGGGAAAGAGUUUCGACAUGGGAGGAGUUCUUCAGUGGCAGUUCGAUCAUCAUCAAGGUCAUGUUCAUUCGUUCCAGGAUACCGUUCGUUACGGCCCGCUGCAGACCAGAGACGAGUGGAGCAAGGUUUGCGACAUAAUUGCGGGCCGCGCACGACCGGAUACUAUCCUACAUAAUUCCAAGCUGCUCGUCUUCUUCGGCAAAGAUGAUGGCGUUGUCGUGGGAGGGGAGACGACUGAGGAUAUCCUGAAGUUGCUACCUGCCAGCCACUUGCAGACUGAAUACCUACCAGGAGGACACGGGUUCCCAUACCCCAACAGUGACACGAUUACUCGAACAAUUCUCGACUCAUGGAAGUCUGGGCUCGCUGUAAACUAG